CAUGAAAGCGAUGUUCCAUCAAGCAUCUAUGUGGAUAAAAGCAAGUUUGAUGGAGACAACGAUGACCCGUUUGAAAUGCAUCAUUUUCAUCUAAGUACUAUACAAGAUGCCACGAAUGGUUUCUCACUUGAAAAUAAGCUAGGAGAAGGUGGUUUUGGCCCUGUCUACCUGGGGAAAUUGGUCGAUGGAAGGGAAAUAGCUGUGAAACGGCUUUCCAAGAAUUCGAGCCAAGGACUAGAAGAGUUCAUGACAGAAGUAAGAUUGAUCAUAAAAUUACAACACAAGAAUCUGGUGAAGCUUUUAGGUUGCUGUAUAAAAGGCGACGAAAGGCUUCUAGUUUAUGAAUACAUGGUUAACACAAGCCUAGACUCAUUCCUAUUCGAUCCAAAUAAGGCUAAAGAAUUAAAUUGGAUUAAGCGUGAGAAGAUAAUAUGUGGUGUAGCAAAAGGACUUAGGUAUCUUCAUGAGGACUCACGUUUAAAGAUCAUCCAUAGAGACUUGAAAACGAGCAAUAUUCUUCUAGAUGACGCCAUGGAUCCAAAGAUAUCAGAUUUUGGCACUGCUAGAAUUUUUGGGACAAAUCAAAUUGAAGCCAAGACUAACAUAGUUGUUGGAACAUACGGAUACAUGGCACCCGAAUACGCAAUGGAAGGAUUAUUCUCAACAAAGUCCGAUGUCUAUAGCUUUGGUGUUUUGCUCCUAGAAAUCAUUCAUGGAAGAAGAAACAAUGGAUUCUACUUCCAAGAGCAUGAUGAAACUCUUCUCUCAUAUGCAUGGAGGACGUGGAAGGAGGGUAGAGGAGAGGAACUGAUAGACAAAAUCUUGAUAAAAAAUUGUGCGUUAAACAAGACUUUGAGAUUGAUACAUAUCGCGUUGCUAUGUGUUCAAGAAGAUCCUAAAGAUCGGCCUAACAUGUCGUCAGUCGUUUUCAUGCUUGAGGGUCAAUGGUCAACCCUCCCAGAACCAUCAGAACCUCCGCUUUCUUUUACUAAAAUUGUUACUUUUGACCAAGUUUCAGCGACAGAUACUAGAACAUUAACAACUUCCUCGUUUUCACAACCUCUAGAAGCGUAG
Messenger RNA from Lactuca sativa (garden lettuce), 1074 nucleotides. RefSeq names its product cysteine-rich receptor-like protein kinase 15. Gene Ontology annotation, molecular function: ATP binding; protein serine/threonine kinase activity. Gene Ontology annotation, biological process: protein phosphorylation. Gene Ontology annotation, cellular component: plasma membrane. Lineage: Eukaryota; Viridiplantae; Streptophyta; Magnoliopsida; Asterales; Asteraceae. The record is from RefSeq and is a predicted model, not a curated record.